Molecule: messenger RNA, 1695 nt
Organism: Scomber scombrus (Atlantic mackerel)
Lineage: Eukaryota; Metazoa; Chordata; Actinopteri; Scombriformes; Scombridae
Gene: ccnb2
Product: cyclin B2
Exons: 8
Coding region: 86-1267 (393 amino acids)
Biological process (GO): regulation of cyclin-dependent protein serine/threonine kinase activity; mitotic cell cycle phase transition
Cellular component (GO): cytoplasm; nucleus; cyclin-dependent protein kinase holoenzyme complex
Molecular function (GO): cyclin-dependent protein serine/threonine kinase regulator activity
Source: RefSeq, a predicted model, not a curated record
UCAGCGUGCACGGAUCUGCUCGGUAAAUCUGCUGUUUGCUGCUCAAAUAAGUCGGUUUUUUUAAAGUCACAGUUUGUCCUUAAACAUGUCGUCUCUUGAAGCUCGUGCUGUGCGGCUCCCAGUCGGAAACAACCCGUCUAAGAUGGGUAAAACCACGGCUGCAGGUCCGAGGAGAGCUGCUCUUGGAGAGAUUACCAACUUUCCUGGAGCAGCCGUCAACGUUACAAAGAGGAAAGGACCAACCAAAGAAUCAGCCAAACCAUCUGCUGGCCUAAAAGUGAAACAGACCCAGCCGGCGCCUCCUGUGGUUCGGGUCGAAGCCCCUGCAGACCCCAUCCCUCCGGUUCCAGAGGAGUCGGCUGACGUGUCGAUGAAAGAGGACGAACUGUGCCAGGCGUUCUCCGAGGCGCUGCUCACCGUGCAGGACGUGGACGAGGAGGACGGAGACAUGCCGCAGCUCUGCUCAGAAUACGUCAAAGACAUCUACAAAUAUCUCCACCUCCUGGAGGUGGAGCAGGCGGUGCGAGCCAACUACAUGCAGGGUUACGAAAUCAACGAGCGCAUGCGGGCUCUUCUGAUCGACUGGAUGGUCCAGGUUCACUCCAGGUUCCAGCUGCUGCAGGAGACUCUGUACCUCACUGUUGCCAUCCUGGAUCGUUUCCUCCAGGUCCAGCCGGUCUCUCGCAGAAAGCUGCAGCUCGUCGGCGUGACCGCCAUGCUGGUGGCCUGCAAGUACGAGGAGAUGUACGCGCCGGAGGUCGGAGACUUCGCCUACAUCACCGACAACGCCUUCACAAAGGCUCAGAUUCUGGAGAUGGAGCAGCUGGUUCUGAGGAGCCUCAACUUCGAGCUGGGACGUCCUUUGCCGUUACACUUCCUCAGGAGGGCCUCCAAGGUGGCCAGUUCCGACGUAGAGAGACACACGCUGGCCAAGUACCUGAUGGAGUUGACGCUCAUCGACUACGACAUGGUUCACUAUCGUCCCUCGGAGAUCGCCGCCGCUUCGCUCUGCCUGGCUCAGCAUCUGCUGGAAGAGCUGCCGUGGUCUCCUACGCAGCAGCACUACUCGACGUACGACAAGGCUCACCUGAAGCCGAUCAUGCAACACAUCGCCAAAAAUGUCGUGACGGUGAACGACGGGAAGACGAAGUUCCAGGCCAUCAAGAACAAAUACUCGAGCAGCAAGUUGAUGAAAAUCAGCCUCCUCCCUCAACUGAAGUCUGACAUCAUCCAGAAGCUGGCGGCUCCGCUACUCAACAAUCCCUGAGACCAACUUGUUUUUUGUUUUUUUUCAUCAGUGGACAUUUCAAACCUUUGCACUUUAUUUUAUUAGAUUCAUGAACUGUGGAGAAACUUCACUAGUUUUUUAAAUAAAUGUUCUUUUUUUAUAAUGUUUGAUUCAAGCUUGUUUGUUCAGAAACUUGGGGCACUAAUGUAGUUUUUUGCUUUUAAAUGAUGGUGACGCUAUUGCCAAAAAUUGUGGUACGCAUAGUUUUAUUCUACUGCACCUUUUUUGAUUGUUUUGCAGCCUUUCAAUCAGUGUCCUGCAGGUUAUUGAUGUUUAAUGACAAUUUACAGUUUUAUAAUCAAGUGGCUUCCAGCAGCAGCGUAGCCAGACUUUAAUGGACGUUUUUAUGGCUUCGACCUGCUGGAUGUAAAGUCUGUGCAGCUUUCUACCUCAGUGGGUGCCUUAUU